Messenger RNA from Rotaria sordida, 1551 nucleotides. The record is from the annotation of a GenBank genome assembly. Lineage: Eukaryota; Metazoa; Rotifera; Eurotatoria; Philodinida; Philodinidae.
AUGCGGUCAAGUAUUUUUAUCCUACAUAAACUACCGUCCAUUCAUACUCGAAUAUCUUUUAUUAGUCAAUUUAUUAAUACUUAUAAUACUACUACUCAUAUUCCAUUUCAAACUCGUGUUUCUCAACAAUGCAUUCAUCUAUCCAAUCUUCCAUUGUUGUCAUCGAUAGUAAAAUCCGUUCAGAAUGAUAAACCAUUACAAGAUUAUACAAUAUUAAAUAUUCAACAUCAACUAGGCGAUGUCACUGCACAAGUCGAAGCAUCAAUUGUUCUUGGUGCAUUACCUUCAAAUAUAUAUUUUCUUCCACCACCAUAUACCCAUCAUAAGGAUUUUGAAUUAUUUGUAAUAAAAAAUUAUGGAGUUCCAAAAGAAAACUUUUUUCAAUCAUCAUCAUAUCGUUUACGGUAUAAUUAUGACAAAUAUCGUUUACUUCAUGUUAUAUUUAUGUUAAAUCGAAUGAUGAAAAUGGAAUUAACGCAGAAAAGAAUGAAACAUAAUAAUUUACUUGUAUUAGAUGAUGGAGGUUGUUUUUCUGAAGCAUUAGCAAUUCUAUAUGAUAUUGAUGACGGGAAAUUAGAUCCAAAUGAAUUGGUUGAAAAUCUUCCAUUAUCAUUAAAACUACAACAAUCAGAUACGACAUGUCUCAUAUCAUAUUUUCGAUCGAUUGAAAUUCGUCUUGUUGAACAAACGUCACGUGGUUUAUUUAAAUAUGUAGAUCAACCAAAAAUAGCACUGGCAUUACAUCAACUUGGAAUAUCUAUUAUCGAUGUAGCAUCCAGUGAACCCAAAAAACGACUUGAACCUCCAAUUAUUGCUGAAGCUUCUCUGAAUAUGUUAUCAUAUUUAUUCUAUGAUGCACCACAUUAUUUACGAAUUCCAAAGCCAUCUAAAUUACAACAAUGUUUAUUGCUUGGCUAUGGAGCUAUUGGACGAGCAAUUGGUUAUGCUUUAACACAUGAGGGUGAUUUAGGAAUGUUUUCCAAACGUUUGGUCAAAGUAUGGGACAGAGAUGUUGUUAAAUGUAAAUUAGCACAAGAUGAUGGUUUUGAAAUAUUUGAUCAGUGGAAUAAGAAAGAACAAUUUGAUUAUAUUAUUGGUUGUGCUGGUCGUUGCUCAUUACCAAUAUCAUCUUUGUCAUUAUUACGUAACAAUUCUUAUUUGAUAAGUGCAUCAUCAGCAACUAUCGAAUUUCCAUUGCAUGAAAUGGUUGAAUGUGCAUUAUUCAAUGAUAGUUAUACUAAGAUACCAAUAAGUUUAUUUGAUGGACACAUUGAUGAAUUAGAUAAUGAAGAUAUACAUCGUAAUAUAAAAUUUCAAAUUGAAAAUGGACGAACUAUAACUAUUGUUAACGGUGGAAUGCCUAUUACAUUUUUAGGAUUUUUAAAUCCAACAAUACCAGAAAAAUUCGAUUUAACAGUAAGUUGUAUGAUAGCAGCAAGUAUCCAAGCUGUACAUACAAAGAAAAGGACAAAUGAUCAAAACCGUAUUAUACCACUUGAUUCGACAUAUUCGAAAUUGAUUUGUAAUUGGUUUGAUACUAAUAAAAUCUGA